GCGUAACCCAGCUUUCCCACACCAGGAUGGCCUCCAGGGCCGCAUCACCACACACCUUUCUUUGAUUUAAAGCAGCACGCAGCUGGACCGACUUCAUCAGCAGCUUCGCUGGUGCCUUGCCGCAGGGGAACUACAAAGAGUCGUUCGCCCCCAUUGCGUUGCAGCAACAUGGUGCUCACGUGACUAAGCGAGUCAGCCCGGUCCCCCGUUGAAACCAUUGAGCCCGCAAAACCGGUUUUCCCAAUGGCCAACCACGACCACAUCGGUCAGGCCCCUGUCAGUUCCAGGCCUGUGAUCUCAUAGAUGCUCACAGUCACACUCAAAAUCAACGGCAACAACACUAUCGUCAAAAUUCCUCAGAUCAGUGCUUGCAAGACCGGAGGAGACACAAUCCACGGGACUCCCGCCUCUCAAAAUGGCUCCACCAAACGCAAAGCAGCCCACGCUUUAUGAGAUUUUAUCCCUGACGCCAAAGCACUUGGAGGGUCAGACAUCAACGGCACAGUCCAAGGUGGUCAAGAAAGCAUAUCACCGCGCCCUGCUCCAGCACCACCCAGACAAGACCAGUACAAGACAACCAAAUGGCGAAGAUGGAGAGACUACCGCCAGCAGCAGCAGCAGCAGCAGCAAAACGACCAAAAAGGGUUCAUCGCCUCCAAAGGUGACAUAUACAGUAGAUCAGAUCCAGGAAGCAUACACCACACUAUCAGACACCAAGAAGCGGGCCGAGUACAACCGGUCUCUGCUCGUCUCGAACUCGUCGUCGUCCACGACGUCAAGGCAGCAGCAGUUCACGCACAGCGCAACCUUUUCCGCCACCCGCUCGUUCCAGACAGGGCUGGAGGUCGUGGACCUGGACGACGUGGACUUUGACGAGCGCAAGGGCCUGUACUUCCGCGCGUGCCGGUGCGGGAACCCCCGCGGGUACCGCUUCAAGGAGCACAACCUCGAGGAGAAUGAGGACGAGGGCGUGCUCAUGGUCGAGUGUCUGGACUGUAGUCUGUGGUUGAAGGUGCUCUUUACGGCCGCCGUCGUUGAUGAUGAGGACGGUGUGAGCAAUAACAGCAGUAACAAUAAGCAAGGAAACCAGGCCCGAGCAGCGUCUGUUUCAUCACACCAGCAGCAGCAGCAACAGCAAGCUGCCAGACGAGAUAGUAGUCAGAGUGUCUCGAGGGGUGGAUCUACUGGCGAGAAAAAGGGAGGGUGGACCUUCAAGGUGAGCCUGGGGCUCUCUUUGGGUGGUUCUGCGUCCGCAUCUGCUUCGUCGGGAAGAAGGUGAGGGCGCUUGCUGUACGUUCCAAGGAGGAAAACUCGGAGAAAGGCUUUGUCUUCGGGGCUAAAGAACAUCUGGCGCAAGAAGUACGUUGAAUCUAUGUUAGCAGUCAGUCGCUGUUCAUGUUCAUAGUAUCAGCUUGGCAUCCAUCUGGUGUACUCGUUUGAAGAGAGUCAAGUCCGGAUGGACAGGCAGGGAAUCACAUCCUGGUGCCAUGAUAGGUCUGAAGAAAGUGGUCUAAGAAACCAAGAGCUGAGUAUCAUCUAAUUGAGAUCAUGCC
This is a messenger RNA of Microdochium trichocladiopsis, 1553 nucleotides long. RefSeq lists its product as uncharacterized. Gene Ontology annotation, biological process: protein histidyl modification to diphthamide. Gene Ontology annotation, molecular function: metal ion binding. NCBI's taxonomy places the organism in Eukaryota, Fungi, Ascomycota, Sordariomycetes, Xylariales, Microdochiaceae. Bases 416 to 1279 code for a protein of 287 amino acids. The record is from RefSeq and is a predicted model, not a curated record. The transcript has a single exon.